AUGCUGUCCGUCUGGCUCGUGGCCAUCGGAACGAUCCUCCAGCUGGCGUCCGGCUCCAUCGUUCCGCCACUGUUUGACUACGACAGCCUGACGCAAUGUCGCCAGGAUCACUCCGCCGCGGCCGUUUUCUGCUACGUGAAGGUGAUCACCAAGAUCGACGAUCCGUUCCGCAGCGCGCCCGACGUCAACGGUACCCGCGUGGUGCAGCAAUUUAGGCGCAAUCUGCUGGAUCACGCCAUCUGUGUGCAGGACUGUGAGCGGGAAGUGGCUGCAUUGAGUGAGGAGGAUCGGGAUCGCCUUUACUGCGAGGAGUUUCCGGUUGAAUUUAGACAUAUCUUCAGCACGUCGCAUUGGCAAGAACAGCUUGAACCCUACCAGAAAAAGUACAGCAAGUUGAUCAACAUUUGCGUGAAUAAUCGUUUGGAGCAACGUUACAAUCUGGCAUACCAUGGAUACUCGAAGAUCGAGUAUUGUUUUGAUAACAAAUCUGCAACGGAUACCUACGAUGUCCUGAAGCUGACCUUCAUCGCAAUUGUCUCGGCACUUCUCGUAACAUGGUUGUACGCCAAUUUGUGUGAUCUUUUCGUCAAAAACAGAAAAAACACCAUAGUCUCUUCAUUUUCUCUACGUCGAACAUGGGCCACCUUCACGGAAGAGUCCAAAUCGGACCUGUACAAGGACUUUGCCUACAUUGACGGACUGCGGGUGGUCAUCAACUUUAUCAUCCUGUACGGACACUGCGUGAUCGUGCCCACCAAUAUGCCCGUUGACAAUCCGGAAGAUCUCGAGCAGUAUUCGACGGAGGUUGCAACCCGGUAUCUGACCACGAUGUUCGCCUUUCCGGUGCAAAUUUUCUUCACCAUAAGCGGAUUGCUGCUGAUGGUCAACUUUUUGAGGGAUGUCAACCGCAAACCUAACCUGGAAGCGGGCUACUUUCGGUCGAAGAUUGUGAACCGGUUGAUUCGACUGCUGCCGGUGUACUACUUUUUCCUGUUGGCGGCCACCGUCGCGGCGAUCCUUCCGGGAGUGGAGUUGGGAUUGUUGGGAUACACGGUGCUAGUUCGGGAACAGCAAAUAUGCCGAUCCAAUUGGUGGACCAACGUGCUGAUGAUCAACAAUCUACCGUUCUACGAGGAUCAGUGUUUCUGCCAUGGGUGGUAUCUUGGUGCCGACUUGCAACUAUUUUUGCUGGGACUGUUGAUGCUGUGGGCGAUCUGGAAGUUUCCAAGGGCAGCCAAGGUUCUAUUUUGGGGUCUGGGAGUAGUUUCGAUCGUCAUUCCAGCUGUUAUUCUGUACCGAAAUGGAAUCGAAAGCGUAAUGACAACUAGGCAUAGACGAUCAUUCACUAACCAAUCCGUUUUGCAGCUAUACAACCUUAUGCUGAAGAUCGCAACCCCACUGUUCGUCCUUUCAAUCCUUCCCAUCAAUCUGUUCUUCACUCACAACGUCCCCCAGUGGGGAAUCCUGCUCCACUCCAUACUCCAUCGCAACAUGGUCGUAGUCAUGGUCUGCCUGGGCUACAUCAAGUGCUUCCAAUCACCGAAAGGUUGGUUCCGGCGCUUCCUCAGCUCUCGAAUCAUGACCACCGCGGGCAAGCUGUGCUACAGCUCUUACGUGCUGCACACCCUGCUGAUUCGGUAUAUCGUCAACAGCUCACCAGCUCUGCUGCACUUUUCGGCGGGUGAUGUGACCGUCCUAACCUUGGCCACCGUUGGACUGUCCUAUGUGGUCAGUGUUCCGGUUUAUCUGACCAUUGAGCAACCUAUUAGUACGGUGCUCAAGAACUGGUACGCUAGGAGUAAGAAGCCGAAAGAAGAUUAA
Culex pipiens pallens (northern house mosquito) is the source of this 1821-nucleotide messenger RNA. RefSeq names its product O-acyltransferase like protein-like. The transcript is spliced from 4 exons. NCBI's taxonomy places the organism in Eukaryota, Metazoa, Arthropoda, Insecta, Diptera, Culicidae. Gene Ontology annotation, molecular function: acyltransferase activity, transferring groups other than amino-acyl groups. Bases 1 to 1821 code for a protein of 606 amino acids. The record is from RefSeq and is a predicted model, not a curated record.